AUGAAAUUUUUAAUCGUGUUUGUUUGUUUGUUGCACGGGAGUUUACAACAACAAAAUUUAUAUCGUCAAACGAUAAUACAACGAAAUGAAAACAACGCGAAUAAAAAUAAUAUAGAAGAUAUCCGUUAUUCUUAUUUAAACGGAGUACAACCGGAAUAUAAAGAUUUACAUAAUAACGUGGAAAUAAAUAACAAACAAAUAUACAAUCAAGUAUCAGAAGAAGAAGAAGAAACUUCAGAAACGGAAAAUGAAAAUCAAUACGCAAUUAAUACGCCGGAGGAAAAGGAUGAUGGCGAUGAUGAUAACAAUAAUAAAAAUUAUAUUAAAAAAAUGGCAGAACAAUUGCUAUUGGCACGACAAAGGGUUCCAAUAUUGAGUGAUUAUCAAAGGAAUAUAUUAAAACAAGAUCCGCUAGUACAAAAAUACGUUUUCGGUCCGAAAGAACAAUCAACUACCAGGCCAACCGUGAAAAGAUCUCGAUCCAAACAAAAAGAAACGAUAAAAAAUUCCGAAAUCUCAUCACAAAAUUUAAAUCCAUCAUCGAAAUCAUCGUCUGCAACGUCUAGAAGUGGUAAUGGUGGUGGUCGUCGUGGUGUCGGUGCCUCACCAUCGAGAAGAGCCAACAUCCAAGAACAAAAAUACGGUAUUCAAAUGAAUAGUGAUAAUUCGAAUCAGGGUAGCGAAUUACAAUACGUCACGGUACCACCUCCGGUGCUGCCAACUCAACAGCUUACGUCAAAAGUACAAUUGAUACCGAAUUCUCAACCCUACGUAAUAUAUAAUUUGGAAGAAAGUCAAAAACAACCUCAAGUACACGCGAUUCCAAUAUUAACUCCAGUUAAUUACAAUAUAAACCUACAACCCACGGUCACUCCAGUUUAUCAUCAUGAACAUGAACAUAAACUAGAAGAUGACGACGGUCACCAUCACGCUUCUCCAAAAUACAAAUACAUGUACAACGUGAAAGAUUACGAAAAAGAUACUCAUUUCGGUCACAUGGAAUCUCGUUCAGACGAUACCACUUACGGUCAUUAUUUUGUUCAGUUACCAGAUGGAAGAAUUGAAACCGUAAAUUAUUGGGCUGAUAAGAGCGGAUAUCAUGCAAAUGUUGAAUUUCGCGGACGGGCAAUACAUCCUCAUCAACAUCAUCAUCUUAAUCAAGAGACUGAAUUUAAUUCGAUACACUGA
Messenger RNA from Pediculus humanus corporis (human body louse), 1188 nucleotides. RefSeq names its product structural constituent of cuticle, putative. The coding region runs from base 1 to 1188 and encodes 395 amino acids. NCBI's taxonomy places the organism in Eukaryota, Metazoa, Arthropoda, Insecta, Psocodea, Pediculidae. The record is from RefSeq and is a predicted model, not a curated record. The transcript is spliced from 2 exons. Gene Ontology annotation, cellular component: extracellular matrix.